AUGGAGUGGUAUGAAGACAGGGAUAAAGUAACAAAGGAGGAAUUUGAUAAGAGUGCUCGAGAACUGCUGGCAUUAGAUUCUGUGCAUUUUCAUAAUGAAUUUUUGCUGGCUAUCUUAAGUAAAUGUCAACUCUUCACAUUGUCAACAUCAUCUUUGUCCUCAUCAUCGUCAGCAACGUCUCGAAUUGAAUCUCAUCACCGGCAUGAUGAACAGCGCAUAGAUUCAGGUACAGGGAAUGCUAGUGCUAGGGAUCACGCAUCUCUUAAUUUGUAUACAUCACAGUCAUCAGACCGCAAGAAGAGUAAACCAAAGAAGAAGGCUAAGACUUCUCCACUUAUUCACGAUGGUAAUUUUGAACCGGUAAAUAUCCAUGAUAUAGCAAUAACAGCUUCAGUUCGGGAACCACAAGCCAUCACAGAUGCAGGUGCUGGGUACCUGUCACGUUCUCUCUGUCUCUUGGAUACUGGACCUCUGAAGGGACGUUUAUUGUUAGCUGCAUGGGAUCAUGGGAUUACACAAGUUGGUGAUAAUGUUGCCACCAUGCUACAAGAAGCAACUCAGCAAUGUUUGAAGAAUAUAAUAAUGGCAGUGGUUAGCAGACGUCGUGGUUAUCGUGUUAGAGAAGGGAGAUUUAUGCAUUCUCUUGGAACAACUCCACCUAAUCCUUGGUUACGAAAUACAGGCUCUUUGAAUGACUGGAUGUCUGAAAGGUUUGUAAUCAUUAUCCAGAUGAUCAUUGAAAAAUUUUGUUUUGUGUAUCCCUGUUUUGAAGGCUUUAGUUCUUAUUAUUGCAUUUCUUUACUAUGUUUAGAAGUACUUGUAUAUUAUUAUAACUUGUUGACACAUUCUGAAGUAUGUUUACAAACCCCUUAUUCUAAACAAUCCUGACCAGUUAACUGUGGUAUUUGGGAGAUCAUUCUAACAGUUUGUUACAACAAAACUGCUGUUUCCUUAGUCUAAACUAGUCAUCUCAUUAAAUGAUUUUCACUCAGCAU
This is a messenger RNA of Macrobrachium nipponense, 995 nucleotides long. Its product is annotated as transcriptional adapter 1-like. Lineage: Eukaryota; Metazoa; Arthropoda; Malacostraca; Decapoda; Palaemonidae. The transcript is spliced from 5 exons. Gene Ontology annotation, biological process: regulation of transcription by RNA polymerase II. The record is from RefSeq and is a predicted model, not a curated record. Gene Ontology annotation, cellular component: SAGA complex. Gene Ontology annotation, molecular function: transcription coactivator activity. The coding region runs from base 1 to 888 and encodes 295 amino acids.